Messenger RNA from Rhizophagus irregularis DAOM 181602=DAOM 197198, 795 nucleotides. RefSeq lists its product as uncharacterized. The record is from RefSeq and is a predicted model, not a curated record. NCBI's taxonomy places the organism in Eukaryota, Fungi, Glomeromycota, Glomeromycetes, Glomerales, Glomeraceae.
AUGAAAGAAAAUUUUCCUCAUCGGACAUCAGGAAAUAAUGAUAUUGAUGAAUUAAUUUGCUACACUCAAUUAAAGUUAUCCAAGUUUAGAUUUAUUCAACUUAGAUGGAUUUGGGAUGAUGGUGCACAAGAAUGGACUCGAGCUGGACCAAUGAAUGUUGCUUUAAAACUUCUUGAUAAUUCACAAAACAUUUCAAAGCAUAUCACAAAUCUACAAUCUGCUUCAUUAGCUGGAAUGUUUGGUAUUACAAAAGAUCCAACAUCAAGUUAUAUGAUUGUAAUGAAGUAUUACGAAAACGGAAAUCUUUAUCAAUAUCUUGAUCAUUGCAAUGAAAUUAUUCUUGGAGAGAUAGAGAUAUGGUCGAUAUGUUAUGGGGUAUCACUGGAGGUCUUGAAAGAAUCCAUUCCGAGGGAAAAUUCACGGAAAUCUUCACGGAGGAAACUUACUUGUCGAACAGACGAAAAGGUAUCUACGGAUGCUCGUAUUGCUGACGUUGGUCUUCAUGGGCUAUGUGAUAAUGACAUAAAUAAUGAUGCAAUUCAAAGAUAUGGGGUCUUACCAUAUGUUGCGCCGGAAGUUUUACGUGGCGAAAAUCAUAGUACUAGUAGCCCUUGGAAUAUAUUCAUAUGGUAUUGUUAUGAAUACUCUUGCAACCUGAAAAAGACCGUGGAUAUUUGCGAUGGUAAAAGACUUGAAAUCCCUGAGGAUACGCCAAGAUUUUAUUCAGAAUUGCGACAAUGUCGGGAUGAUGAUCCAAAAAAACGUCCGACGGUACUUUAUUUAAAUAAAAAUUAG